AUGGACGCCUACCGCGAUGACCAUCCUGGGAUACACAUCACCUACAGGGGUGACGGAAAUCUUCUCAAUAGCCGGCGCAUGCAUGCCCAACGCGUCUGUCCACGACCUGCUCUUCGCGGAAGACUGGGCAAACUUCGAACCGACAAUCACAAUGACAAAAUCAUCGACACUUACCAAACCUCACGCAAUACCGAAACAAUAGACUCUAAAUCAAUUUCUGUGACACCCCACUUAGAAACCUGA
Molecule: messenger RNA, 243 nt
Organism: Dibothriocephalus latus
Lineage: Eukaryota; Metazoa; Platyhelminthes; Cestoda; Diphyllobothriidea; Diphyllobothriidae
Source: the annotation of a GenBank genome assembly